Cooperia oncophora is the source of this 606-nucleotide messenger RNA. The record is from the annotation of a GenBank genome assembly. Lineage: Eukaryota; Metazoa; Nematoda; Chromadorea; Rhabditida; Trichostrongylidae.
AUGGGAAUUUGGUAUACUGAAAAAACUGGUUCAGGAACUGCAUGGGGAGCGCCAGCGAAAUUCAAUGGAAUCGGAGUAGUACUGGACACGUAUGUAAACGAAGGGGGCGAGAGUGCUACACAACCGCUCCGUCUAUUCAUACUGGUCAACACCCCUUCGCAGGAUGCCGAGGUUAAUGUGAAUGUCGAUGGGAAUAACUUGAAAGUCUUGCCGGAAUGCAAUUUCAAAGCUAAUCGCAUUGUGACUCAAUACUCUGCUGACAAUCCCGUCCCAUCACUAAAAGUUCUGAUCAGAUAUGCGAGGGAAACCCUUCAAGUUUUCUAUUCCCUCCCUAAGGAGAACCUUGAUCAUUGGACUCUCUGUACGAAUGCUUCGGGUUUGUAUUUACCGGUAAACUAUCAUGUGGGUAUCUCAGCUGCUACCGGUGAUCUUAUGAGCGGUCACGAUCUGCUGUCGUUCAAAGUCUUCGAAAUCGACACGUUCCGCCCAGUAUCCGAUAGACCGGCUACGGAAGUGCAAUACUAUGGGGGCUAUAUGCCAGCACGUGAGUGUUUUUUUUCAGUUUUUGUGCUUGCCUGCAAACAGUGCGCCGUAGUUUGUUGUUGA